This is a messenger RNA of Lytechinus variegatus (green sea urchin), 777 nucleotides long. RefSeq names its product EF-hand and coiled-coil domain-containing protein 1-like. The record is from RefSeq and is a predicted model, not a curated record. NCBI's taxonomy places the organism in Eukaryota, Metazoa, Echinodermata, Echinoidea, Temnopleuroida, Toxopneustidae. The transcript is spliced from 3 exons. The coding region runs from base 1 to 777 and encodes 258 amino acids.
AUGAUUGUUUCAACUCAGCGAUCUCAGUGGUUGACGAUUGCUUUAUCUCAUGCUUACAGCCACCAGACUCGAGAACCAAACACCAGUAAUGAAAUCAUUGUUCUCUCUACCGGCAUUGACCAAUAUAUCCAAGAAAUAUUCUUUCACCUUGGCCACCGGGAUCACAUCACCGAUACAAAUAGAGAUGAUGGAGAAAAAGAAACUAUUUCAUGGAAUGAUUUUUACAUACUCUGUCAGCUUCUAGGAGCUGAUGAAGAUAGUGUGAAUAAGGAGAGAGGAAUUCAUGAUGACGAGAUUGGAUUUCAAGAUUUCCAUUCACGACUCAUCAAUAUCUUUGCUAAAAUAAGCGAAGAAAAUUGCAAAGUUGAUGACCAAAAUGAAAGAAAUGAGAAUAGAUGGAAAACUGAUGAUGAGAUGGUUGAAGCUGGUAUCAAUAUUCCUGACAGGAAAGGAUUGUUGUUGCGUCAGAUGUGUACCGAAUGCUUUCAUUAUCGAUCUCCUUUAGAAGUAUUUCACUCUGUACUCUACAAGCAGGGUAAAAUACCCAUGUGUGAAGAUGAAGAGCACUACUCCAAACUAAAAGACGGUAGGCCAAUUUUAGCACAAAACGAAGAGGUGGCUACUCUAAGAGCAGAAAACAACUGUCUACGAGAGGUUGUAGAAGAUAUGCGAAGAGCACUGCAGACAUGCGACGCUAAAUGCCUCGCUAUGACUGUAGAGAUUACAAAAAUCAGUAGCGAAGAUGAGAGGAGUCGCCAAGAGUUAGAAAACUUGUAA